Messenger RNA from Perognathus longimembris pacificus (Pacific pocket mouse), 4109 nucleotides. It is a transcript of the gene Csnk2a1, whose product is annotated as casein kinase 2 alpha 1. The record is from RefSeq and is a predicted model, not a curated record. Gene Ontology annotation, cellular component: cytosol; protein kinase CK2 complex; nucleus. Gene Ontology annotation, molecular function: ATP binding; protein serine/threonine kinase activity. Gene Ontology annotation, biological process: protein phosphorylation. The transcript is spliced from 13 exons. Lineage: Eukaryota; Metazoa; Chordata; Mammalia; Rodentia; Heteromyidae. The coding region runs from base 234 to 1409 and encodes 391 amino acids.
GCUGCAGCCUCGCUCUGAUCCCUGCGGCGGGCGGCCGAGCCGUGUGUCUCCUCCUCCGCCGCCGCCAUAUUGUCUGUGUGAAGAGAGGAGAUAGCGGCCGCUGCCGCUGCCGCUUCCACCAUAGUUUGAAGAAAACAGAUCUGGAACAAGGUCUUAUCCCCAGCUGCCUCUGAACAGUGGGACUGCCAGAUCUUCAGACAUCAAGUUCAGCUUUGUCUGCCAAUCUGUCUGACAUGUCGGGACCCGUGCCAAGCAGGGCCAGAGUUUACACAGAUGUUAAUACGCACAGACCCCGAGAAUACUGGGAUUAUGAGUCACAUGUGGUGGAAUGGGGCAAUCAAGAUGACUACCAGCUUGUUCGAAAAUUAGGCAGAGGUAAAUACAGUGAAGUAUUUGAAGCUAUCAACAUCACAAAUAAUGAAAAAGUUGUUGUUAAAAUUCUCAAGCCAGUAAAAAAGAAGAAAAUUAAGCGUGAAAUAAAAAUUUUGGAGAAUUUGAGAGGUGGUCCCAACAUCAUUACCCUGGCAGACAUUGUAAAAGACCCCGUGUCACGAACCCCUGCCUUGGUUUUUGAACACGUAAACAACACAGACUUCAAGCAAUUGUACCAGACACUAACAGACUAUGAUAUUCGAUUUUACAUGUAUGAAAUUCUAAAGGCCCUGGAUUAUUGCCAUAGCAUGGGAAUUAUGCACAGAGAUGUGAAGCCCCAUAAUGUCAUGAUUGAUCAUGAGCACAGAAAGCUACGGCUAAUAGACUGGGGUUUGGCUGAAUUUUACCAUCCUGGCCAAGAAUAUAAUGUCAGAGUUGCUUCUCGAUACUUCAAAGGUCCUGAGCUACUUGUAGACUAUCAGAUGUAUGAUUAUAGUUUGGAUAUGUGGAGCUUGGGUUGUAUGCUGGCAAGUAUGAUCUUCCGGAAGGAGCCAUUUUUCCAUGGACAUGACAAUUAUGACCAGUUGGUGAGGAUAGCCAAGGUUCUGGGGACAGAAGAUUUAUAUGACUAUAUUGACAAGUACAACAUUGAAUUAGAUCCACGUUUCAAUGAUAUUUUGGGCAGACACUCUCGUAAGCGAUGGGAACGCUUUGUCCACAGCGAAAACCAGCACCUUGUUAGCCCUGAAGCCUUGGAUUUUCUAGACAAGCUGCUGCGAUAUGACCACCAAUCACGGCUCACUGCAAGAGAAGCCAUGGAACAUCCCUAUUUCUACACUGUUGUAAAGGACCAGGCUCGAAUGGGUUCAUCUAGCAUGCCGGGCGGCAGUACACCUGUCAGCAGCGCCAAUAUGAUGUCAGGGAUUUCUUCAGUGCCAACCCCUUCACCCCUUGGACCUCUGGCAGGCUCACCAGUGAUUGCUGCUGCCAACCCCCUUGGUAUGCCCGUUCCAGCUGCUGCGGGUGCUCAGCAGUAAUGGCCCCGUCUGUCUCCAGUUGCCUGAGCAGAGGUGGGGCCGUCCACUCUCUCCUUGAUGCCGCCUGCGCCUGGCGGGGAGGGUGAAACACUUCAGAAGCACCGUGUCUGAACCGUUGCUUGUGGAUUUAUAGUAGUUCAGUCAUAAAAAAAAAUAUAUAAUAGGCUGAUUUUUCUUUUUCUUUUUUUUUAACUUGAACUUUUCAUAACUCAGGGGAUUCCCUGAAAAAUUACCUGCAGGUGGAAUAUUUCACGGACAAUUUUUUCUUUUUCUCCCCUUCCAAAUUCAGUUCUCACUAAAGAACAAAGAUAAACCAGCCUCAAUCCCAGCUGCUGCAUUUGGGUGGAAAUUUCUUCCCAUUCCUACCAUUGCUCCCCCACCAUCCUACGCUUUGGGGGCGUGUAUCUUGUGCUCUUCUCCAGAGAUGAUAAAAAUGUAGCUUCUCAAGGGAGGUGGGAAGCAGGCAGAGAAGACCCAGUUGGUCUGUAAGAGCAGUGUACUGCUAGUCACCUCACUUGACUUCAGGAGUGCUUCAGUGUCAUUGGCCUGAUGACUCUAGUAGAAUGUCAAGAUGUUGAAAAUGUACCCAAAGUGCAGACAGAUCUUAAAAAACUUACAUUCUGUAUGAAUCAUGUUUUAUUGACCUAAUCCUAAAUCCAGCUCACAAUUUUAGUUUUAGUUUAGUUCCAAAUUGUGCUACCUUCCCUCCAGGCUCCCAUUUUGGUCUUUCCCUGUUCAUCUCCCAUCAUAAUGUGUUCCAUACUGGUAGGAGAGGGAAAGGAAAACUCUUUUGACUUGGCCAUUUCAAAGUCAGAUAGUUCCUGGGCAUAACAUUGCUUUUGGCAAAAGAAACAUUGUCUAUAUAGGUUUCAUUCUAGCAGUUCUUAAGAACUGAUGGGAGAUGUGGCCACACUGGGUUUGGUUUUAAGCUUUCUUCCUUCUCUUGCUCCUACCCUCUCCUUCCCUCACAUGCCAUCCAGUGAGCAUGCCUGCUCCUUCACCUGGCAAAUGUACCUGAGAGGCGGGAGCAGAGGCACUGUCUCUGGUGAAAUGGAAAUGGUAGACCUGUAAUUGUGGGAAACUAUCAACUCUCUUGUUACAGCCCUGCCACCCCUUGCUGUGUGUAUAUAUAUAAUACUUUGUCCUUCAUAUGUGAAAGAUCCAGUGUUGGAAUUCUUUGGUGUAAAUAAACGUUUGGUUUUAUUUAUCAAGGUUAGAUUUAAGUUCCCUGUGUAAAGGUCUUGCUGGGUGGGUGUCUCACAUUCAAAUCUGAGGGGCCUUCAGCCCUGUACCGUGGAGGCUUCCCAAGGCCCCAAUUUCUAAUACACCCCUCAUUUGACCAUGGUACCGGGCAGGGCAGAGAGGCCUUAAAAAAAGCACCACAAGCCAAAGCGUCUCUGGGGAUUAAGGAUCCUUUGCCAUAAACUCAUUUUGUGUCUCAGCAGUGCAGGGAUUGGGGAAUGGAAAAGUCGCCAGUUUUUGUGUUUGUGUGUGUGUAUAAAGUGGACUUUCCACUGGAAUCCAACCACCUAAGUUUAUCAGGUGCUUCACUGAGGAAGCCUAGUUUUUUAAGCACAAUAGUAAAACCAUCAGCUCUGUAUUUUCUCCUGUUACUUCAUUACAGUAGCUGCUUGUGGGGACUAUGAGAAAAAUUCUUUCAACAUAUUUUAAGGCCUGAAAUCUUAGUUCCCCAUUCUCCUACCUUUAUAGAUUGACCAGCCUUUCUCACCUGGCAUCGUAAGUAAAGGAUUGUUUGGGGAGUUGAAUUGAUUGAACUCAUCUAACUUUGUCGCCCACCUUAGCUGACGGAAUCUAAUGGCAGACUCUGGCGGAAGCUCAGGUCUCCUUUUAUAAGGCUUCUCACAGGGAGAGCUGACGGGAAAGCAUACUGCGAGUGGCCAUUUAACAGUGACUACUUACUGGAGUUGGCCCUCCUGUCCUAGAAUGCCACGCGGGUUUAGUUAGCAUGUGGGAUUUGUGUAGAAGCUAAAAGCACCAAUGUGCCAGCGAUGCAGUUUGUGAUUGCAUUUGCACCGGGAUGUGAUUUUAACCGGACUCUUUGGACUGAUGAAUUAUUUGAGGAGGAGAGAAAGGUUGUAAAUUAAUACCCACUCUUAAUAGCUCAGAAAUGUAGGUGUGGAGCAGGGGUGGAAAGCUGUAGAUAGCCAGGCCUCCUCACACCCCUCAGACUGGCAAGGGCUGGAGGAGCAUGCAGAGGACUCUGAAGUGCCACCCAAGAGCCUUUCAAAACAAAAGAAGUUUCAAAAUGCUACUUAAGGAGUCGCUGCAGGAGCAUGGAGACCCACUGGGUGGGGGGAGGGGGCAAGGGUUUACAGAGUAACAACUUGUGUGUUGUUGUAAAUUACCUCAUCUGUAUACCUUGUAUUGGACACUUUCUCAGCACUACCUGUGUCUGCAUUGCUUACAUGGCAGGAAAUAGAUGCCAAUGGAAAACAGCGGUAUUGGCAGUUACUCUGAAAGGUUUUUAAAGUAUUUUUUAACUUUGUUUGAAGUGCCCCAUCCCACCCCACCCCCCUUUUUUUUUUAAGUUUAAACUAAAAGUCCCUCCUUGAUUUAUUGGUUGUAAUUGUAUUGUAAUUGGUAUAACUAAAACAUAACUGUGCUGGGAAGAAGUUGUGCCAUGAAGGUCUAUAAUUUUUUUUUAAAUAAAAGCAUUUAAAUAAAUGAAAUGUCCCUGCA